Molecule: messenger RNA, 978 nt
Organism: Cladophialophora immunda
Lineage: Eukaryota; Fungi; Ascomycota; Eurotiomycetes; Chaetothyriales; Herpotrichiellaceae
Exons: 7
Coding region: 1-978 (325 amino acids)
Molecular function (GO): arylformamidase activity
Source: RefSeq, a predicted model, not a curated record
AUGCUUUUCGACCCUUCCUCGACGAGCCUGCCCAAGCGCUCCGAAUUGCCCAAAAUCCCCGGCGCCCCCGACGGAGCAGCCUGGUUCUGGGGCAAAGACGACGAGCUUGGUCGUCUCAAUCUCCUCACGCCCGAGCGCGUCUCCAAGGCCGCGGCACUGAUCAAAAGCGGCGAGGUCGUGAAUCUCAACUGGCGUGCCGACUAUCCCAACCCUCCUGCCUUUGGAAGACAGAAGUUCAAGCACACCAUUUCACCGCUGGGUGAAGCCGGGUUCGAUGACCUGUACGACAUGAACACCCAAAGUGGAUCGCAAUGGGACGGGUUUCGACAUGUUGGCCUCAAACACGAUGGCGGCGUGGUCUUCUAUAACGGACUUACAGUGGACGAGAUAUACAAGACCGACCGGUGCGGGAUGCAGGCGUGGGCCAAACACGGAAUAGCCGGCCGCGGCGUCCUCCUCGACUACUGGGGGUACUCGGGCGGCAACUACGACCCGGUCUCGUCGCACCGGAUCCCGCUGAGCGAGCUGCAGGCGUGCGCGCAGAAGCAGGGCGUCACCUUCCAGCCGGGCGACAUCCUGCUGGUGCGCUCCGGCUUCGUGAACGCGUACAACAAGCUGGGCGCGCCGGAGCGGGCGCACCUGGGCACGCUGAGCAUCCCGGAGCACACGUUCGCGGGCGUCGCGGCGACGGAGGAGAUGAUCGACUUCCUGCACGACAACUACUUCGCCGCCGUGGUCGGCGACGCGCCGGCCUUCGAGGCCUGGCCCGUCCAGCAGGUCUCCUUGCACCAGUACCUCCUCCCGCGCUGGGGCUCCCCGAUUGGCGAGAUGUGGGACCUCGAGCAGCUCGCCGAGACGUGUCGCCGGAAGGGCCAGUAUACGUUCUUCCUCUCGAGCGUCCCGGCCAACGUGCCCGGUGAGUUGUUUUCUUCUACUUAUACCUCAUCCCUGCACUCCCCUACUCUGCUCUGCUAUUAA